This is a messenger RNA of Enhydra lutris kenyoni (northern sea otter), 3097 nucleotides long. Its product is annotated as complement factor H-like. The record is from RefSeq and is a predicted model, not a curated record. The transcript is spliced from 17 exons. NCBI's taxonomy places the organism in Eukaryota, Metazoa, Chordata, Mammalia, Carnivora, Mustelidae. Bases 110 to 2896 code for a protein of 928 amino acids.
UUUCCUUUUGAGCAAGUGCUUUCCUGCACUAAUCACAUUUCGUAGAGGAAGAGAACUUGACAUCGUGUGAGCACGUCAGCUAUUAAAUGUACCCCUAAAAGACCUCAGAAUGAGAUUUCUAGGGGAGAUCAUUUGGCUUAUAUCGUGGGCGGUUUGUGUUGCACAAGAUUGCAAAGAACCCCCUCCAAGAAAACAAACUGAAGUGUUGUUAGGUGCCUGGACUGCACAAACAUAUCCAGAGGGCACUCGGGCUACAUAUAAAUGCCCACCUGGAUUUAGAACUCUUGGAGCUAUUAUAAUGGAAUGCAAGAAUGGACAAUGGGAGUCUCUUAAUCCAUUGAGGAUAUGUCGAGAAAGGCCCUGUGGACAUCCUGGAGAUACUCCUUUUGGUUCUUUCCAACUCGAAAGAGGAGAAGAGUUUGUAUAUGGUGCAAAGGUUGUUUACACAUGUAAUGAGGGGUAUCAGUUGCUAGGUAGGAUUAAUUUCCGUGAGUGUGAACCAGAUGGAUGGUCCAAUGAUAUUCCUCUUUGUGAAGUUGUUAAGUGUUUACCAGUGACAGAACCAGAGAAUGGGAGACUUACCAGUACUGCGUUGGAACAAGACCAAGACUAUACUUUUGGACAAGUAGUACAUUUUCACUGUAACGCAGGCUACAAGCUUGAUGGGCCUGCAGAAAUUCAUUGCUCAGCAAAUGGUGUUUGGAGUGGAGAAACACCAAAAUGUGUAGAAAUUUCCUGCCAAAAGCCACAAAUUGCAAAUGGACAGUCUUCUUCUCCGAAGCAAGUUUACAAGGAAAAUGAACGACUUCAAUAUAAAUGUAACAGUGGUUAUGAAUACAGUGAUAGAGGAGAUGCUGUAUGUACUAAAUCUGGGUGGACUCCAAGUCCUUCAUGUAAAGAAGUAGUAUGUGGUCCUCCUUAUAUUCCAAAUGGUGACUACACACCAAAAGCCAUCCAAUACAGACCUGGAAAUGAAAUCACAUAUUACUGUAAAAAGAACUUUUAUCCAACUGGUAGAAAUAAAGCAAGAUGUUCUGAUAAACGCUGGGAACCUCCUCCAAAAUGUUCUUUGAAGACCUGUGAUGCUCCAGAAAUAAAACAUGGACAGUUACACAUUGGAUUUAGGUUUACAUCACCCUUUCCAGCAGCAUUAGGAGUACGUUUUUCCUAUACCUGUGAUACCAAUUUUGUGACUCCUUCAAAACAUCAUCAGGGACAAAUUACUUGCACACGGAAAGGAUGGGACCCAGAAAAACCAUGCCAGAGACAAUGUAUUUUCAAUUAUUUGAAAAAUGGAGAUUAUCCAAGACUUGCAGCAAAAUAUUCCCAAGGUGAAUCUGUGAGAGUUAAAUGUGAUCCUGGUUACAGUCUUCAAGACAAGCAGACUAUAAUGACAUGUACAGAGAAUGACUGGUUCCCUCCUCCCGAAUGUAUUUCUCUCAAAAGAUGCUCAAAAUCAGAGAUAACAAUUGAAAAUGGAUUUUUUUCUGAAUAUGAAUUUGCAUAUUCCUUGAAUCAAGAAACAAAAUAUCAGUGUAAAUCUGGAUAUGUAACACCAGAUGGUAAAACGUCAGGAUCAAUUACAUGUCUGGAAAGUGGAUGGUCUCCUCAACCCACAUGUAUUAAAUCUUGUGACACGCCAGUAUUGGAGAAUGCCAGAAUCAGAAGCAAUAGCCAGUGGUUUAAAGUCAAUGACACGUUGGACUAUGAAUGCCUUGAUGGAUUUGAAAGCAGAGAUGGGCGCGCAGGUUCCAUAGUGUGUGGUAAUGACGAUUGGUCUCAUAAACCAGAAUGUUAUGAAAUAGAAUGCAAGGUUCCAGAAGUAGAAGAAAACUUAAUUGCUAACCCCAGAAAGGAGAAAUAUAGAGUUGGAGACACGUUGAAAUUCUCCUGCAAACCAAGACUUAAAAGAGUUGGACCAGAUUCAGUUCAAUGUUACCACUUUGGAUGGUCCCCUAAUUUUCCAACAUGUAAAGAGCAAACAAAACAGUGUGCUCCACCUCCUCAACUCCUCAAUGGGGAAGUUAAAGAAACACAAAAAGAAAUCUAUGAACACAAUGAUUUGGUGGAAUAUGUUUGCAAUACUAGAUUUCUGAUGAAGGGUUUUAAAAAAAUUCAGUGUGUUGACGGACAAUGGACAGACUUGCCUGUGUGUAUUGAGGUGGAGAGUACAUGUAGAGAGAUACCUGAACUUCAUUAUGGCUCUGUUGUUCAGUCUUCUGUCCCUCCCUAUCACCAUGGAGAUUCAGCAGAGUUCAAUUGCAUGGAAGACUUCACAAUGAUUGGACACAAGUCAAUUACAUGUCUUAAUGGAAUGUGGACCCCACUUCCUCAGUGCAUCGCAACCAAUGAACUUGAAAAAUGUAAAUUCAACUUGACCAAACAAACACAACCAUUAAGUAAGACUGUAUAUGAUCAUAACAAGAAUGUAAGUUAUAAAUGCAGAGGAACAAUAAAGCUGAAACACUCAACAUGCAUAAAUGGGCGAUGGAACCCCGAUCUAAGCUGCACAGAACCUACUAGAAAAUGUGCGUCUCCUCCAUCUAUUGACAAUGGAGACAUUACCUCAUUCCCACUAGCGGCAUAUGCACCGGGAUCGUCAGUAGAGUACCAAUGUCAGAUCCUCUAUGUACUUCAGGGACCCCAGACCAUAACAUGCAGAAAUGGAAAGUGGUCAUCACCACCACCAAGAUGCUUAGAGCCCUGUACAGUAUCAGAAGAAAUCAUGAGAAGACAUAAUAUACAAUUUCGAUGGUCUUAUGAAACAAAAAUAUAUUCUCGAACAGGGGAUGUGAUUGAAUUUGACUGUCUCUAUAGAUAUCAUAAAAAGACACCAGCACAUACAUUCCGAGCCACGUGUCAUGAUGGGAAACUGUUAUAUCCUGAAUGUGGAUAAAACAAUGAUUAAGAUGCAGUCCUAAAAUUAAAAUACGUACGUUUACUCAGAAUUUUUCAUUAUCAAUCCAAUUCUCAGUUUAUUUUUCAAGUAUUGUGUAACUCAUUUAUAUUCAUAAAUCAGAAUUUGUAUUGAAUAUUAUAUGCAUGAUGUGAUGAUAAUCAGAGGGAGGAAUAAAUCACUUCUUAAAAGCACCUCAUU